GUUUGCAACUGGUUUAUAAAUGCAAGACGGAGGAUUCUACCAGAGAUUAUCCGCCGAGAAGGAAAUGACCCAGAAAAGUAUACAAUAACUCGCCGUGCCAAGAAACUCAAAGGAGUAUCUCCUAGGGACCGUGUUGAGAUGGAAGAGUAUUCUCGCCCAGCCCAAAAUGAUUAUGCACGUGCCCGGCCACGUUGGGAAUCUACAGAUCUUCCCGAUCAUGAUUAUGAUUUUUCCAUGGAAUCUCGCGUUGCUUCUUGGGUUGCUGAGCAGCAAAGAGUAUCUGCCAAACCCCACUAUGAAGCAGUGUGUCCGUGUGGGUGUGGCUCUGAGGCUGAUCAUACUUCAACUUUCACUACUAACUCCACAGCUCCAACAUCUACCCAAACAACUGCUCCAAAUUUUGUGACAGAGGUAACAGCAGCAACAAAUUCACCAAUAUAUACAGACACUCACUCACCAGCUUACACUCCAAAUGACUCCCCAAUGUAUCCACCAUCAACACCAGAACAUUAUGUUCCUCAAACAGAUUAUACUCACCAUGCCUAUAACACAACAGCUCAGGUCACCCCACCUCCAACACCACCUGAGGAUGAUGCUGAUAAGUUCAAAUGUCUUUAUAUGCUGGUUGAUGCAGCUCUUAGUCAGUGGGAGAAACAGAAUGCCUCACCACCACCACAGGAUGCCCUUGACACCACACGUACCUACCUCAGUCUGUAACAUGUUAUCCAUCAUUAUUACCCUUAUUUUAUAAUAAAUCACAAUCAUACUUGAAAAAAAGAAUGUUAUGGUUUGAUUAGAAGAUUGCAAUAGAAGAUUUUUGAGAAAUAAAAGAAAUCUGUGGUUGCUCUGACACUGCAACUCCAUAAAAUUUGUUAUUAGUGAUAUUGGUCCAUCAUACACCAAUACCUCCUAUGCUUAUAAAUAGAAAUUUAUUUGGACCAAAGUUUUAUUAGAACAAAUACUUUCUUACAUAUGCUAGUUUUGUGAUGUAUGUGAAUUGCUCAUUCUUCUGUUGAACUUUCUUAUUGGUUUAUACAUAUGAACAAUGUCUUGUUGGUUUUGGUUGUGACUUCUCUUGCAAUUUUAGUUACAAAAGACAACAUAUUUCAUUUUGCUUCUGUGAAUGUGUUCCCUAGUUGUUGUCAAGAUCAAAUUCAAGUAAAGCUAGUUUCCAGCAAUGUAUUUAUUUGCUGGUAAUUUUUUAGCCUGUGCUCUCAGUCCAUGAUCUUGUUGCAUCUGCUGAAACCUGGCAGCGAUUUGUAGUUCAAACAUACUAACCAAAUACGUUUAUGAGGUAGCUCGUGAAUUCACGUCUUCUAUAGUACAAUGGAUUGCCUUGCAAUGAUACAGAGUUUUUAGUUUUCUUCACCCAUUAUUUUUAGGUAACCUUGUAUUAUCAUGACUUACCAAGAUUAGUGUAGUGUAUAGAACAUUCCAAAUUGGUGUUCGUCUUCCCUUAUAUUGAAGCAGUGGCUAAGGCAGUUGAGAUUUUCACAAUAUGGAGGGUUUGCUGCACAAAAUUGCUUUUUCAUAAACCUCCGAGUGUUUUUCACGUCUUGUCACUGCUUCUGGUCUGUCUCUGCCUUUAAGACAUAUCGCUCAAAUCUCCAAGAAAACGUGUAUACAUGUGCCUUAGUUUUGUCCCAUGCAGAGUUAACUCAUCUACUUAACCACACAAAUGUUUUAUAGUUAAGGACAUGUAUAAGUACUUACUCUGUCAUUAUUGCUAUACUAGCAAAAUGUGAAUACUAAAUCUUGCUAACCUCUUUUUUUUUUUUUUUCAUUUAUAUUUGUGAAUCAAUUUUUUAGGUAGAAAUAAUGAGUACAUAUUGGACAUUAUGAAAGUGGUACUCUGUAUUUGCCAUCACUUUAAAAAAAAAUUUCUUAUUUGAUUUUGAUUUUAAUGUUUUAAUAUAUCUAUUUGGUUGUAGUCAAGUGUAUAUGAAGUAGCCAAUUGCAUAAGAUUUUGAGUUUUCUUAAGUGGUUACUAGAAGUAGCUGUUUAAUUAGCAUUUUAUCAUUUCACAGAAUUUAUACCCAUCAUAUACAGUAAUAGUUGCACUGACUUGUAUUAUAAUCAUGCAGUUAUUUACUCAUUUGUUUUAUUCUUGAGCUAAUUGAUUUUACAUGGAAAUGUUAUAUUUUGAAACAAUUGCAAAUUAUAUUUUAAGUAGUACCCCAGAAUAUAUCAUGUAAGAAUUAUAGAUGUUUUAUUAUGUUGAGAACAUUAUAUGUUCAAGCUGUUGUAAUGUUUGUGCAUGCGAUAGUGUGGGUGAUUUUCAUAUACCUGGAAUCUAAAAUAUUGUAGUUACUUUGCACAUUUUGCUCUGUAUUUAAAGUACAUUACUUUUUCUUUUUAUCAGUUCAAAGGUUAGCUUCAAGCCACUGGGUCCUGUUCAUGCCAUUACUUUAUGGUGCUACUAUUAUUUUUUUUCCCUAUUACACUGGGUAGUUGAAAAGGGCCUAGUGACUGUUAGCAGGUUGGGAAAGAUUUGCUACAUUUCAUAUUGUAAUGUUUUAUGUAUUCCAUAUUUUGUUUCCAUAUUUUUUAGACCAAAGUGAUUUAGUUAUUCAUAACUCCUGACCUGUCAGUAGACAUACUUUGGUGUCCAGGUAGGUAAAAAUCACCAGUAGAUGAAUUGCUAGUGUGAGCGUUUGAUAGUAUCACAUGGAGUUAUUUUAGUUUGGUCAAGGCCCACCUACAUCGGCAGGGGAGAUACCUAAGGUACACGAUUGCCUCCUUAACAAGCAAUUGAUAUAAGAACUUUAAAACAAAUUUUAGCAAAAAAUUUGUUAUUUUUAUGCAAGAUGCUACAAAAGCUGAAAAGAAUGAAUGGUUUUAGAGAUUGUAUAUAAUGUAUUAAACUCAGUGAAGGUUUGUCAAUCCAUUGAUGAAUUAUUUCAGCUUUUGAAUUCUUUCCUUUAUUGUAUACCCAGUGCCAUUGGUGUCUGCAUGCCAUAUACAUCAACUGCCAUCUUGAGUAUUCCAUGCAGGUAGUGAUAAUCUUACCAUUGUUAAUAGUUCAAUGAAUAUAAGGUUCAGAGUAUUACAUGCAAUCAACCUGUUACUUCCUCUCGUCCUUUCACUCAGAUUGACAAAACUGAUGCCAUUUGCUUCUUAUAUUAAAUAUUUUUAAACACUUUUGAACCAGUGGAAGAAAAUAACCACAUUUUACAGUUGCCUUAAAGACUGAAAGUCAUCACUGAAGGGCAUGAGAGGAAGUAAAAAGUUGAAGCGAUGGGGUAAUAUGAUGAAUGUAGUCCAUUAUUAGUGUCUACUGUACAGUCUGCAGAAUUAUUAUUAUAGAAAAUAAAAGUGAUAUCAA
Cherax quadricarinatus is the source of this 3325-nucleotide messenger RNA. Its product is annotated as homeobox protein TGIF2. Gene Ontology annotation, molecular function: RNA polymerase II cis-regulatory region sequence-specific DNA binding. The record is from RefSeq and is a predicted model, not a curated record. Gene Ontology annotation, biological process: regulation of transcription by RNA polymerase II. NCBI's taxonomy places the organism in Eukaryota, Metazoa, Arthropoda, Malacostraca, Decapoda, Parastacidae.